Messenger RNA from Armigeres subalbatus, 2101 nucleotides. RefSeq names its product zinc finger protein 836-like. The transcript is spliced from 4 exons. The record is from RefSeq and is a predicted model, not a curated record. Bases 116 to 1717 code for a protein of 533 amino acids. Gene Ontology annotation, cellular component: chromosome; nucleus. Gene Ontology annotation, biological process: regulation of transcription by RNA polymerase II. NCBI's taxonomy places the organism in Eukaryota, Metazoa, Arthropoda, Insecta, Diptera, Culicidae. Gene Ontology annotation, molecular function: zinc ion binding; DNA-binding transcription factor activity, RNA polymerase II-specific; chromatin insulator sequence binding.
GACAGAUCUUAUGUCAAAAGAUAGUUUUUAAAAACAAUAAAUUAUUUUUACAGAAGAUGAUUGAAUAAAGUUUACUAGUAAUUAAUAUAUUAUAGACAACACAUAUAAAGUUAAAAUGGAAACGGCUAAGAAUUUUGAAAACGUUUGCCGUCUGUGCGCAGCAGAAAAGCUUAAAUUGAGGGACAUCCCUGGUGAUGAGCGCCAUAAGCAGCUGGUCGAUCAGAUGCGGAACAUUUUGAAAGUGCAGUAUGAAGAAAAUGAUGGCCUUCCACAGAAGGUGUGUAAACCGUGCGUUACCGCUAUGCAGAAAAUCCAAGACACCCUGGACGAGUACCGCAAAAACGAUAUGCUAAUGAGGAAGCAGCUUCUCGGCCUGGAAGAAAUCGAGGUCAAACUGGAGGAAUUGGACAACAUUGAUAGACCGUACAGCAUACAAAAUGUGAAGAUCGAGGUUCUCGAAAAACAUUAUGAUCUCCCCACCCCAGAUGGUGAGAUAGAGCAAAUGGAAGAGUGGUUGGAAGAUGAUGCAGUAGAUAAUGAAACUGAUGUCGUGCAUGUCAGUGAUUCUGUGCCCAAUGAGAUUUUUCAGUAUUCCGUCGAAAUGUGCCAGAAAGAUGGAACUCCUAAGAAAACGCAAUCAAUGAAACGAAAGCGAGAAUUAAGCUCAAAUGGACCGGAAAAACAACGUCGAAAAAGAGGUUCAAAAUCAUCAGAUGAUCCUAACAGGCCUCGAUUGAAUGACUUCAAAUGUUAUAUAUGUAAAAGUGAUCCGCUAGGUUCUGCAAAAGACUUGUUGGACCAUUUGACACUCCACAAUGAUCUGCUGCCCUAUACAUGCACUCUUUGCAUCCAAGAUAUGGUUGAAAUCAAACAAUUGCGUUCCUUGAAUCUCCAUUUAAAGAUGCACGAACAACCAAUCAAGUGCGAGUACUGCGAUCGCCGCUAUGCCAAUGAUCGAGCCAAAGAUUAUCACGUCCAAACUUUCCAUUUGGGAGACAAUGCUCCUUGUCCAUCCACGUGUGAUUUGUGUGGGAAGGUAUGCCCAUCAGCCCUGUCGCUCAGAACGCACAAGAAAAGACACACGAUUUCGUUCAAUUGUGAAUUCUGUUCGAAAGGAUUUGCUGAGAAGUCCAAACUCAAAAGGCACAUUUCACGGGUUCAUGAAAAAAGCGGCAGCUAUGAGUGUACGAUCUGUCUGAAGCGCCUCACCACUAUUGACGCGUACGAACAUCAUGUCCGCACUAUCCACGAAGGUCGUCGCGACUAUGAGUGCGAUGUUUGUGGUCGCACUUUCACAACGGCUGCCUUCUUGCGGAUGCAUCAGAAGCAUUAUCAGGGUGGAGUAUGCAAACCGAAAAACAACUGGACUCCCUACUAUACCACCCGAGUCAACGAGGAAGGCAUUAAACUGUAUAACUGCAAACUGUGUAACAAAGAGGACAUGCGCGCAAUCAGCGAGCAUCUGCGGGUUCACUUUCCCGAGGACUACGAGUGUCCGAUUUGUUUGGUCAAGUUUCCGCGCAAAUCGUCCUUCGACAGGCAUCGGCUUACGCACAGCGAAAUCACGCACCAUUGCUUCAGCUGUGAGAAAACGUUUCUUAGUUCGCGAAAACUGACCAGCCAUUUGGAUAAAGUUCAUGGCAUAGGGCGGAUCUUGGAGACGAACGAGCUGCCGUUGGUUUCAGACGAGGAGUUGGACUUCGACGUCGUAGAUUAGGCAUGGUAAGUUCCGACCAUCGCAUCCAUCAUUGUUGGAAUAGUUGUUGUGCUGGUGAUAAGUCGGGCCUCCUGCGUUGCGGUGGUUAUGCAUACAAUAAUUACCACGCCGCCACGUCCAUUGCCACCGUUGUUCCUGUGGUCACAGUUGUCAACCAUUCAACGGAAAUACGAUGCGCUCGACAACCUAUCGCUGAGCUUCAACGGGUUCACGUCAACUUGCUGAUCCAGUCCCGUCCAUUGCUCUGGUCGCCCUGAUGGUUGCGGUAGAGAAAGAUUAAUAGCUUUAUAAUUUUAUUUAAAAUACAUAUAAACAAAAACGAAUGUAAAAUAAUUGCCGGAGGUAUAAAAACUUAAGGAACAAUAAAAUGCAAACUCACCGGUA